UUAUUCCAGGAGCAGAGGGGGCUGAAAGCCUAGAAGAGCGACGAAGAAGCACUCCGUGAAGCAAUUGAUUUGUGGAUGCAUGAAAGUCAAAGAAGUUUUCAGAUAAUUGCGAUACGAAAAUCUAAUUAGGGUUCAGAAUCACUGGCGGUGUUAGUGAUUUCUUGUCGGAAUUGAAUCUUUUAUCGCCUACUGAGGAAGCAAACCUGGGGAGUGAAAGCUCUGGGUUUGGUCGCUGUUUGUGUUGCGUGGAUUGGCUGUUGCGGUUCUGCCGCCCCAUCAUGGUGGAUAACAUGGAAAUCGACUCACCUUCGGAGUCCCAGCCUCUCAAGCCUCGAGAUCGAAUCAUUCGGAGGCUUCUUCAAUUUGGAGUUCCCGAGGAUCAACUGGAUCAGCCUCUCCUCGUUGAUUUUAUGAAGGAUAAAAAGUCAUUGAUACCUGAACUAGUAUCUGUUAUAUUACCUCCGGACGAGGAAGUGGCUGAAGCGCUGCAAGAUUCUAAGUUUGGCUCUAAAAAGUCCUCAUUGGGUGUAACCAUGAAGAAAAGGUUCCAUGAAAGCAUGGACUGGUUACAGUGGUUGAUGUUUGAGGGUGACCCCGCUGCAGCUCUGAGGAACCUUUCCAAGCUGUCCGUUGGGCAACGUGGUGUUUGCGGGGCUGUUUGGGGACAUAAUGACAUAGCAUACAGGUGCAGAACAUGUGAACACGAUCCAACAUGCGCAAUCUGUGUACCUUGUUUUGAGAAUGGGAAUCACGAAGGCCAUGAUUACUUUGUGAUAUACACAGGCGGCGGUUGUUGUGAUUGUGGAGAUGUGACAGCAUGGAAGCGUGAGGGAUUCUGCUCAAAGCAUAAGGGUGCGGAGCAGAUACAACCACUUCCAGAGGAGUUUGCGAACUCUGUGGAACCUGUGCUUAAUUCUCUUUUCAGCUGUUGGAAAGACAAGCUAACAUUUGCAGAAACUGUCUGUCAGGAAAACUCUAGAUCAAGCAACGCUGUUGUUGAAAGAAAGAAGGCAGCUAAUGAGCUAACAUUUGCAAUGGUUGAUACGCUUUUAGAAUUUUGCAAGCAUAGUGAGAGUUUGCUUGGUUUUGUUGCUAGGAUGUUAUUCUCUUCAGCAGGCUUACUUGCCAUUCUGUUGAGAGCUGAGAGGUUUUUAACUGAUGUUGUUGUAAGAAAACUUCACGAGUUACUCCAAUUGCUGGGGGAACCUGUUUUCAAGUAUGAGUUUGCUAAAGUUUUCCUCACUUACUAUCCGACUGUUAUAAGUGAGGCUAUAAAAGAGUGCAGCGACUUCCCUCUGAAGAGGUAUCCAUUACUAUCUACGUUCUCUGUGCAGAUACUUACAGUGCCCACACUUACGCCUCGUCUAGUGAAGGAAAUGAACCUACUUACAAUGCUUCUGGGAUGUUUGGAAGACAUUUUCUUGUCUUGUGCUGGAGAAGAUGGCCGAUUACAGGUUGCAAGGUGGGGAAAUUUGUAUGAGACAACUAUACGGGUUGUUGAAGAUAUUCGAUUUGUUAUGAGCCAUGUGGUGGUUCCCAAAUAUGUCACCUAUGAUCAACAAGAUAUCUCGAGAACUUGGAUGAGACUCCUGUCCUUUGUACAAGGGAUGAACCCUCAAAAAAGAACUGGUCAACAUAUAGAAGAAGAAAAUGAGAAUGUCCAUUUACCUUUUGUUUUAGGCCACUCUAUUGCUAUUCAUUCUCUUUUGGUGGAUGGGGCUUUUUCAGAUGCUAGUAAGGGAGAGUUGGACAAUGAAUAUUGGAGCUCAAAUAAACAGGAAUCUGAUGAUGGAGAUAAUUUACGACACUCAAAAGUGGGGCGGCUUUCCCAGGAUAGCUCUGCAUGUGGUAUGACUGGUCGGAAUAAUGCCUUUGCUUGUUCUUCUAAGGCUUCUGAGAUAAAAUCUAAUGCCUCUUCUCAUCUGCAACUUCCCCGUUCUGUCACAUGGUUGAUAUGUGAGUGUUUAGGGGCCACUGAGAAUUGGUUGAAAUUGAAAAUAAGACUUGGUUACCAUAUGUCGUCUCCAAACAGUGGUAGCAUCUAUGACAGCAAUCUUUCAGCAUUAAAGAGAACAAUAUCCAAUAUUAGAAAGGGUAAGAUUUUUCGUAGGCUUGCAAGCUCAGGUGAAGAUCAUGGUAAGCAAUGCGCUGAUUACUUAGCGUCUGACCUGGAAAACAGUGAACAUGCAAUGAAGGAUAGUAAACUGAAAAUGAAUGGUGAGUCCGAGUCAGAUAAUAUUGAUAUUUCAUCUGGUUUCCAUGAUAGCGCAAUGGAAACAGAUGUUCCUGCAGAGUUGGGUGGCCUUCGUUUUUUGUCUUUGUCUGAUUGGCCACAAAUUUUCUACGAUGUUAGUUCACAAGAUAUUUCUGUGCACAUUCCGUUACAUCGGCUACUUUCCAUGCUGCUACAAAGGUCACUGAGAAGAUAUUUUGGUGAAUCUACAAUUCCAGAUGUGUCUGAUGCUUGUUCUACUCAUUCAUCUUCAACAAUCUACACUGACUUCUUUGGACAUGCUUUACGGAGCUGUCAUCCCUACGGGUUUUCUUCCUAUAUAAUGGAACAUCCCUUGCGCAUUAGGGUUUUCUGUGCUGAAGUUCAUGCUGGAAUGUGGAGGAAGAAUGGAGAUGCUGCUCUUUUAUCUUGUGAAUGGUAUCGGUCUGUUCGCUGGUCUGAACAAGGGCUGGAGCUUGAUCUAUUUCUUCUUCAGUGUUGUGCUGCACUCUCUCCGCCAGAUCUGUAUGUCAGCAGAAUUUUGGAGCGCUUU
Molecule: messenger RNA, 2765 nt
Organism: Neltuma alba
Lineage: Eukaryota; Viridiplantae; Streptophyta; Magnoliopsida; Fabales; Fabaceae
Product: E3 ubiquitin-protein ligase PRT6-like
Biological process (GO): ubiquitin-dependent protein catabolic process via the N-end rule pathway; protein ubiquitination
Cellular component (GO): cytoplasm; ubiquitin ligase complex
Molecular function (GO): zinc ion binding; ubiquitin protein ligase activity
Source: RefSeq, a predicted model, not a curated record